UUUUAUUUAUCCUAAAUAACAAAAAAAGAAUUCUCUUCAUUAACUUUAUAAUAUGGAAGAACUCGAUUUUCAGCUCGUAAAAAGACCAGGUAUUGGUGAUGAAGGAAAACGUAUAAGAGUUCGAGCAAAUUUCUUUGAAGUUACUAGGAUGCAAAGAGAAGAUUUUUCACAUUACGAUGUAACGACAAUACCUAAGGUCCCUCAGCGAUUAAAUAGGAAGGUAUUUGAUCGUUUUGUGGAACAAAAUCGAUAUGGAGUUCUUAGGGAUGCAAGACCGGUAUUUGAUGGAAGAGCGAAUAUGUUUGCACAUAAGCCAUUGCGAUUUGAAUCCGAUAGUUUUGACGUGGAAUUAGAGGAAGAAGGUACGCCCGUGAGUAGGACACGACCACCUCAAAGUUUCAGAAUUAGAAUAAAAAAAACUAGAGAUAUUGUUGUAAGGGAUUUAUUCCAAUUUUUAAAUGCAAGAGGCGAUAUGACAAAUAAUUGCCUAAUGGCAAUAACGGGAAUGGACAUUAUUAUCAGUCACAAGAUUUCUGCAAAAUUUCCUACUGUACGUAGAUCAUUUUAUAAUCCGCAAGUAAAAAAAUCUCUUGGCGGAGGUUUGGAAGCUUACCAGGGGUAUUAUCAAUCAGCACGUCCUACGAUGAGUGGAAGAAUGAUGAUAAAUGUAGACUUAAGUGCUACCGCUUUUUAUGAAAGUGGUCCACUUAUUGAUAUAGUUGUAAAGUUAUUAAAAAAUAUUAGAACCCUCAAUGAACUACGUAGAGGCCUUUCAACAAAUGACCGUCACAAAGUUGAGGAUUUUAUAAGAGGACUUAAAAUAAAGGAUAAUCAUAGAACGGGAACUGGACGAAAAUUUAAGGUUGAAGGUUUAACUCCAACUCCAGCUUCUCACACUACGUUUGAUAGAGGUGACGGUAGCGAAAUCGAUGUAAAAACUUAUUUUCAAAAUGCUUACAAUAUACGCUUAUCAUAUCCAUCUCUUCCUUGCGUUGUCGUGAGAGGAAACGUUUAUCUUCCAAUGGAAGUGUGUGAUAUAGUCCCGGAACAACGAUAUAUGCGAAAAUUGAAUAAAGAACAAACAGAUGUAAUGAUGAACUUUACUCGUCAGAAUCCGUCCAAUCGGGCAAAUAAGAUUCAGGAUGGCCUUAAAUUAUUAAAUUAUCGAGAAAAUGAACACCUUCAACAAUUCGGAAUGAGUAUAUCAGACGAAAUGGCUGUGGUGAACGCUAGGAUUCUUCCCACCCCAACAAUUGAGUACCGCCAAUCAACAAGGCAAUUUCGUGUCGAGCCUAAAAAUGGAGUAUGGAACUUACGAGAUAAAACAUUAGCAAUGGGUGCUACCCUUGGUUCUUGGUCAGUUUUGGCCUUUUUAGAUGAAGAUACUUUACCUAAACCUGUUAUUGAAAAAUUCUUGGUAGAAUUUACUAAUACGUGUCAUAAUACGGGAAUGAAUAUAAUAACUAAGAAACCUCCCAUAAUGCAUGCAAAUCCUCAAGGAAAUAUUGAGCAAUCAUUAAAACUAGCCUGGAUAAAUGCUGGUAAUGCGGCGAAAUCUAAACCACAACUUAUUCUUUGUAUUCUCCCAAGCAAGGGACAAGAGUUAUAUGCUGAAAUUAAACGUGUUAGUGACACAAUUAUCGGUGUCCCAACACAAUGCAUCCAAAGGGAAUACUUGAAAGACCCGAAAGUACAAUAUUGUGCUAAUGUUUGCCUAAAAAUAAAUGUUAAACUUGGAGGAAUGAAUUCAUCCCUACUUUCCAAACAUAUUAAGUUUGUAGAUGAUGAACCCACUAUUUUGAUAGGUGCAGACGUAUCUCAUCCUGCACCUGGUGAUAAAGAAAGUCCAUCUUACGCUGCCCUUUGCGGUUCUAUAGACUCUAAGGCAUCACGUUAUGCAGCGACAAUUAGAGUUCAAACCAGGCGUUACGAAAUAAUAGUAGAUUUGGGAAAUAUGGUUAAAGAAUUGUUAAAAGUGUUUUAUCAGUCUUGUGGACACAAACCCAGAAGAAUUAUAUUUUACCGAGACGGAGUUUCAGAAGGCCAAUUUAAUCAUGUGUUAAAGAAUGAAUUAAAUGCGAUUAGAAGUGCAUGUCAAGCUCUUGGAGCUGAUUAUAAACCAACUAUCACGUUUAUUGUGGUACAGAAGAGGCAUCACACCCGUUUUUUCCCAAUGGAAAAGCAAAAUAGCGAUUUUAAAUCGGGAAAUUGUCUUCCUGGUACCGUUGUCGAAGAGGGUAUUACACAUCCAUUUGAAUUCGAUUUUUAUUUAUUAAGUCACCCUGGAUUAUUGGGGACAUCUCGACCGACCCAUUAUCACGUUUUAUAUGACAAAAACGGAUUUGAUGCAAAUAGCCUACAAACGUUAUCUUAUAAUCUCUGUUAUUUAUAUGUGCGUUGUACGCGUGCAGUAUCUUUGGUGCCUCCGGUAUAUUAUGCUCAUUUAGUUACUAAUAGAGCUAAACUUCACUCAUACAAAGAAUCGAAUGGUGAGAUCACCUCCAAAGUGGUAAAAGAGGAUCUAAAAAAGGUUAUGUACUUUGCGUAGAGACUUCGUUUAUAUAAACAGGAAUCGAAAAGGAAAAAAUAUUAUCAUACAUAUUUUAAAUAAAUUUCUUUUUAAACAAUUUCUUUUAUAUUUUAAUUUUAUAGCAA
Messenger RNA from Rhizophagus irregularis DAOM 181602=DAOM 197198, 2655 nucleotides. Lineage: Eukaryota; Fungi; Glomeromycota; Glomeromycetes; Glomerales; Glomeraceae. The record is from RefSeq and is a predicted model, not a curated record.